CGGCCAUGUUGGAAACGUUUGCCAUUUUCGUUCUGCAGUUGUGGAAUCUCGGGUAUUUAGCGAGUCUAAAGUCGCUAAUUUGUUAGUUCGUUCAUUUAUUUUUGUUUUAUCAUUGACCACUUACUUCUUCAAUGGAAGUCAGUGGGUUGUUAUGAAGUUCCGUCUGCAGUAUGGCAGGAGAGCAUCUCAUGUGUUCAGAAGAGAACUGACAUCGAGGGAAUCAACUGUAAUGCCGACUGAAUCGUGCUCUCAGGAUGGCACUGGGUUGUCAUUCACUUUGCAGCCUGAGCUCGUGACGAGUUCAGAAACCUCCAACGCUGUGGAGAACGCUGACGGCAGACUCUCUAUUUGCAGCUCGUUAACAGGAGAAGAAAACGGCACUCGUUCAGCUUCCCGCAGGCUUAGACCUGCAGGCCUCAGCCACUCACACUCACACAGCCGUAGCCGCUCUCGCAUGCAUGCUGAGGCUGCCUGCUCACACACCGAUCUGGAAGCCGGUGAAUCCAGUACUUCAAUCUCAGAGUUGCGCUUCCUCUUUUGUUGGGUUCAGAAAAGUCUCCCUUUCAUAAUUAUCCUUUGUUCAAAACUAAUUUCACAGCAUGCCUUGGGUUUGGCGGUUGGAGUCGGUCUUUUUACAACCUUUCUACAUGUAAAUAAAAAUAUCCAAGCACAAGUUGUUCUCCAGAACCGUCGGUCAAAACUGCAGUGUUUCUGGCAUUUGUCCUUCCUGAUGGCCUCCUCCCUACUUUUAUAUUACACAUUUCAGAUGGAUUCACUUUAUUACUGCCUCAUCCUUAUCAAUCCCCAAGUUGAGCCUAUGGAUAUCUGGGAAGUUUUAUGGACUGUGGGAGUGACCAGUUUUAUUGUGAAGUUCCUCUUUAUGGGAUUAAAGUGCCUUAUUCUUCUUCUCCCUACCUGUGUCAUGGUGUACAGGAGACGAGGUCAGUGUUACAUGUUCAUAGAAGAACUUGGGCAGUUUUAUCAAUUAAUCACUCCUGUGCCUCCUUGGUUCCACUACCUGCUUACAUCCAAAAUGGUUGAUGGCUCUGUGGGAGUUACCAUGGACAUUCUCUUAGCCUUGCUUUACAUCAUUCUGAAGCUUUUAGAACUUUACAGUCAGUGGGGAUCCCUGCAGAACACAGUACAGAACUUUCUCACUUAUGAGGUGAACGGGGCUCCUGCAACUCAGUCCCAGUGCUGUAGUGCUGGGGAUCUUUGCCUUAUCUGUCAGUCCAAGUUUAAGCAACCUCGGGUUCUGUUGUGCCAGCAUAUCUUCUGCGAGGAGUGCAUAGUGCCAUGGUUCAAUCAGGAAAAGACCUGCCCUCUCUGCCGUACCAUCAUAACAGAUAGGGUACACAAAUGGAAAAGUGGUGCAACCUCAGCUUAUUUACAAAUGUACUAAUAGAGGUCAUAUCUAAAUAUCUAAGAAUGAUAACUCAACCAAAAAAUACACUAAGGAGAGAUGAGUAAAAAACAUGUAAGAAUAAAUGUACAUUCAUAACAAGGGGAAUGUGCCUUAACCAGUUUUUUCCUCAGGUUUUAUGCACAGUGGGCCUCGUUUUAUCAAGCUGGGUAUGAACAUAUAUGCAUAAAUAAUUUUGUAUGAGCAUUUGUAUAAAAAUGUGGUAUUUAUGAAUCUCAUGAAUGUCAUAUUGAACUCCUGCUCCUAAAUCACUUAUUUCACACAAAACACAGCAACAGCAUUUAGUCAGUGUUACACAGCUUUGUCUCAGAUUAGCCUCCCCUUUUAGCAGGGGUACUAUUAUAAAUUACAAAACUUGUACAUCCGGUAUAAAUUUUUAGAUCAAUUUGGCUUACACAAGCAUUUAUACACAACUUUAUUUAAAUAUUGCUGAGGCCCACUAUUAUGAAACACAUUUUGGAUGAACUGGUGAGCGCAUUGUGAUGGUAGGUAUACAUGUGCUGUUUGCAUUAUGUUUCAAUCUUUUAUAUGUAUGACAUUUUUUUGCUUUACACUGAUUUGAGUAAUACUAGAGAACACGCAUUUAUUCUAAAAGACAAGAAAUAGAUAAAUAAAAAUAAAAGUUAUUGAUUACAGCAUAAUUGUAGAAUUGUAGCAUGCUGCAGUACCCCUCUGAUAGUCAUUUAUUAACAGCCAUUUUAAAGCUAUUUGGGGUUUGCUCUUUUUGUUUUUAAAUUGAGGAUGAUGUCAUUCCAGUGAUUCCUUUUUUAUGGAAUAUUUGUCAGGUUUUGCAAAAAUAUUUUUUGAUGAGAAACUGGAACCUUUAUGUAUUUCAGUAACAGUAGUUAAAUCUUUGAAAUAUUUAUAAAUAAUAUACUGGGAUAUGACCAUCAGCAGUGCUACAGUAACAAUUGUUUGUUGUAUUUUUUUCUGUCUUCAUUUGUCUGAUGUACAAAAUAAAAUGUUUGAUUCAC
Molecule: messenger RNA, 2397 nt
Organism: Hemibagrus wyckioides
Lineage: Eukaryota; Metazoa; Chordata; Actinopteri; Siluriformes; Bagridae
Gene: rnft1
Product: ring finger protein, transmembrane 1
Exons: 9
Coding region: 152-1402 (416 amino acids)
Biological process (GO): positive regulation of ERAD pathway
Cellular component (GO): endoplasmic reticulum
Molecular function (GO): ubiquitin protein ligase activity
Source: RefSeq, a predicted model, not a curated record